UCUGGGAUUAACGUGUCCUAUUAGUGCGCUGUACUCGAACGAAGCAUCGUUUUUUCUUCCUACACUUAACGUAUAUAUAUACACACACACACACGCAUUUGUGGCUUGAAUUAAUUACGCUUGGUUGAGUUAUUAAAUCAUAUCUAUCAUUCAGAGUACAUCUAAAAACCUUGAGUUGUUCAUUUGCUUUGUAACAUUUUGGAUGGUAUCAAAAAGGCAAUCUGGUCAGAGGCACGAAGGCAGGGGCAAAGUUCCAAUUCAGGAGCAAAAACAAGCAUCAAUCAGUGGCCUUAGAAAUGUGAUCAACGCGCUAUGGAUGAGUGAUAAAUCUUCCUAUUUGGAAAAUUUUCUGCGAAGAGUGGUAAGAGAGGUGGUGGAACAAAAAAUCCAGGACCAAGCUCAUCUAUUUUCAAGGGAAAGGGUUGGUGAGGCUGGCAUAUCCGGAGCCAAACAUUUAAAGUUGUGUUUUAUUAAUAAGCUGCCUGAAACAAUUUUUACCCGGUCUAGUAUAAUAACAAAAGAUGAAUCAUUUCUUCAAAUUGCGUUAUUUGAUGUUAGAACUGAGUCUGUAGUAAAUGAUGGUCCUCUUUCCUCACUAAAGAUAGAGAUCUGUGUCCUGGAUGGAGAGUUUGGAUCUCAUGGCUGUGAGGAUUGGACUGAAGAUGAGUUCAAUUCCAAUAUUUUACGCGAAAGAGAAGGUAAAGAGCCUCUAUUGAUUGGAGAGAGAUUUAUUACGCUAAAAGGUGGAGUUGGUUGUAUAACUAAAAUUGCCUUCUCUGACAACUCGAGAUGGCAAAGAAGCAGAAGGUUCAGGAUUGGAGUCAAAGCUGUGCAACCAACUUCCAAUGGAGAAAAGAUUCAGGAGGGUAGAAGUGAACCUUUUGUAGUCAAAGAUAACAGAGGAGAGUCCUACAAGAAACACUACCCUCCAUACUUGAAGUUGAAUGAUGAUAUAUGGCGUUUGAAGAAAAUUGCUAAGGAAGGAAAAAUCCACAAGCAGCUCUCUUUGCAUGGAAUUCACAACGUCAAGGAUCUCUUGCGUUUUUACAUAACCAACGAACCUUCAUUAUAUGAAACGUUUGGAAAUAUUCCAAAGAAGUCAUGGUUAGUAAUCACUGAGCAUGCCAAAGCCUGUGAGAUAGAUGAUUACCAGCUUUACAGCUAUCACUCAGAAGAACUGCAAGUAGGCCUGCUAUUCAAUUCCAUCUACAUCCUUGUGGGAGUGACAUUCGAUUGGCAAAAUUAUUAUUUACCUGAUACUCUCAAUCCUAGAGAAAAGCAUUUGGUGGAAAUAGUGAAGCAUCAGGCCUACAAAAAUGUGUACGAUUUGAAAUUGAUUGAAGAGACUAAGUUGAACUAUUUAAAUCUAGCUGCAUGUCUAAAAGCAAGGCAGUCUGACACUCAAGAUCAAGGUCUGCAACAUGUUAAUAUCUCAACUGCACAAGGUCAAUCAGUAACAUUUCCAGAUUAUAGUCAACCAUCUAUCUCUCCUUCAUAUACUGAUGAAGGAAUGCAUGACCACCAAGUUUAUGCUGAUCCACUGCCAGGCAUAACAGAGAUGUCACAAAACAGUCAUCUGUUAGAUGAACUUUCCUCUGAAAUGUACACUGAAGAGGAUAGUUGUGACCUUAAUGGAUCGCAAUUUCCAUUCGUGCGAGGUGGUUAUUCAACAGAGAAUGAAAGCUCAGAGAUUCAAUUCAUAGAUGAUUGUUCUCCUUACACAACAUGGGAGCCAGAAACUGGCAUUUUAUUUGGUUCUCCUGUUGGAGCAGAAUUUAGCAGCUAUUCUACUUUCAUCAAUUCGGAUGUGGAUAUAUCAAGUAGUGGCAAAACCAAAGCAGUGUGGUAUAAGAUUCGUGUUGCUCUCAAAUGGGUCAUAUCAGUGAAAAGGGAUGCAGCUGCCAGAAGGAAUGGCCAUCUAUUUUACCAUAACUAUUAGACUCUGUUUUAUGCCCUUUGUGGACUUAUUACUAGAUAUAAAAACUGGAGGUGUAACACACAGAAAGGCUAGAAAAAUUGAAGAAAAGAAGAAAAUCUGAAACAGGCCCAGCCCAAUACGCGCUAAGCGUGCCUAAAAAGAUCCAAAGUCCACUUCAGCAGCUAUAAAUGGAGAGCAAGUCUAAGGAAAACAACACACCCCGACAGAACCCUCCUAGGGGUUUCAUUCACUCCCUUUGUGUACUCUUCACUAUUUAUCAAUGCAAUACCAUGUUUUUCUUUCC
Messenger RNA from Glycine soja, 2222 nucleotides. RefSeq names its product calmodulin-binding protein 60 D-like. Gene Ontology annotation, cellular component: nucleus. Gene Ontology annotation, molecular function: DNA-binding transcription factor activity; calmodulin binding; sequence-specific DNA binding. The transcript is spliced from 9 exons. The record is from RefSeq and is a predicted model, not a curated record. Gene Ontology annotation, biological process: regulation of salicylic acid biosynthetic process. Bases 203 to 1939 code for a protein of 578 amino acids. Lineage: Eukaryota; Viridiplantae; Streptophyta; Magnoliopsida; Fabales; Fabaceae.